Effrenium voratum is the source of this 1164-nucleotide messenger RNA. NCBI's taxonomy places the organism in Eukaryota, Dinophyceae, Suessiales, Symbiodiniaceae. The record is from the annotation of a GenBank genome assembly.
AUGCAAGUAGAAGAUGCUGAAGAGGAAGCCAGAGAGGCCCUGAAGGAAGUGACGGAUGUGGCAGCAGAUGCGGACGUGUUGGCAGUGCUCUUGACGGUGUUUCGGACAGACCGAGAUUCUGCCAUCCGAGGGGACGACAGCUGGGAGAAUCCCUUGGGCUACUGCAAGCGCAUGUGCGCCUUGUGCGACCGGAACUUUCUGAGCGGCGGGGGCCAGCCCCGGGCGGAUGACUUCCCCGCACGCGUCGUGGCGGGUGUGUACGCGGAGUGCGGCCGCACUUUUUUCGUGGCGGGAGAGACUUCCACGGCCCGGGAUCAGCUGCAGAAAGCGCUCAACGUCUACGAGAUCCUGAAGCCAGGGCAUGAGGAGCUGCCUCAGCUGGCAGCAUGUCGUGCCUCGCUCGCGCGGGUUUGCCGCAAAAGCGGGCAACUGAGGAGGGCUCAGGACGAGUUCCUGCAAGCUCUGCAGCUCCUUGCAGAGCUGCCGGACUGCUUCGAUGCCCCGGAGCUCAUCUCGGAGUACGCGGAGGUCUUAGCGGAGGCUCCGCCGUCCGAGGCCGUGGUCUCCACGCAGCUUUUGGAGCUGAUGAUGGAGUUGGUGGAGGAGAAGUUCGGGGACUGCAGUGAGGAGCACAUCAAGGCAUUGCAGGAGCUCUCCGGCGGCUGUUUGAGCGCGGGGCGGCCGGCCUUGGCAGCGCCCCUGCUGCUGAACCUCACGAGGGCGCUGCGGGAAGAUGGAGCUGCCACGCGCGAGAUCCAGGCUGCGGAGCAACAGGCAGCCGAGGCCUUUGAGGCGGCUGCAUGCGAGCAGAUGCAGCAGAAUGACUUCGAGGCCGCCGCCAACACGUGGUCCUCGGCCAUCCGGAUGCGAGAGGCUUUGAAUGCACAGGAGGAGGUGCUGGCAGAGAUGCGGGCCUCCCUGGCGGUUCUGCAGCAGAUGGCCGGCGGCAGCGCGGCAGCCAGUACCCGGGAGCCUGGGGAGCCCGAGCCGACCGCCCAGUCUGAGGACAGCCACAGCCACGGGAGCGCCAGCCCAUGCCCCGUGCCUGACAGCUGGGACGAGGAGCUUCCGAGCACACAGGACCUGCGGCCCAAGCCAUCACUCACACAGCCAGCACAGAGCCUCCGCCCCGGCUGGAGCCGUGGCAAGGACGGCUGGGAUUGA